Manacus vitellinus (golden-collared manakin) is the source of this 1492-nucleotide messenger RNA. It is a transcript of the gene PPT1, whose product is annotated as palmitoyl-protein thioesterase 1. The record is from RefSeq and is a predicted model, not a curated record. The transcript has 9 exons. Gene Ontology annotation, molecular function: palmitoyl-(protein) hydrolase activity. Gene Ontology annotation, cellular component: lysosome. Lineage: Eukaryota; Metazoa; Chordata; Aves; Passeriformes; Pipridae. Gene Ontology annotation, biological process: receptor-mediated endocytosis; protein depalmitoylation. The coding region runs from base 1 to 912 and encodes 303 amino acids.
AUGUGGUCGGUCAAGAUGGCGGCGCUCAGGGCGGCGAUGCCGGUGCUGCUGCUGCUGCUCGGCUGUGCUGGAACGCGCGCCCACCGCCGCACCCUGAUCAUCUGGCACGGCAUGGGAGACAGCUGCUGUAACCCGAUGAGCAUGGGCUACGUUCAAAAGAUGGUGGAGAAAAAAAUCCCGGGGAUUUACGUUCUGUCUCUCAAGAUUGGAAGCAACCUGAUACAGGACAUGGAGAACAGCUUCUUCAUGAACGUGAACGAUCAGGUGAGGGAGGUUUGCAGCCAGCUCGCCGCGGACCCUCACCUGAAGGGAGGCUACAACGCCAUGGGCUUCUCCCAGGGAGGCCAAUUCCUGAGGGCCGUGGCCCAGAGGUGCCCUUCUCCUCCCAUGCUCAACUUGAUCUCCAUCGGGGGACAGCACCAAGGCGUGUACGGCUUUCCACGCUGUCCUGGGGAGAGCUCCCACAUCUGCGACUGGAUCCGGAAGACCCUGGAUCUGGGAGCCUACACUCAAGCUGUUCAGGAGCACUUGGUACAAGCAGAGUAUUGGCACGACCCGCUGAAGGAGGAGGACUACAGGAAAAACAGCAUCUUUUUGGCUGAUAUCAACCAGGAGAGGGGCAUCAACGAGACCUUCAAGAAGAACCUGAUGGCUCUGAAAAAGUUUGUGAUGGUGAAAUUCCUCAACGAUACCAUGGUGGACCCUCCAGCCUCUGAGUGGUUUGGGUUUUACAGAAGUGGCCAAGCCAAGGAGACCGUCCCGCUGCAGGAGACCUCGCUGUACAAGGAGGAUCGCCUGGGGCUGCAGGAGAUGGACAAAGCAGGGAAGCUGGUGUUCCUGGGGGUGAAAGGGGACCACCUGCACUUCUCAGAAGAGUGGUUUGACACCACUAUCCUCCCCUUCCUCCAGUGAAGCUCCUGUGAGAGCACUGGGAAGGGUUUACUGCUCUAGUUAAUGCUACUGUGCAACAGCACUUUGUGUGUCCAAGCCUGCAGGGAUCUGGGGAAGGGGAAGAAGAGGGGGUUUAGCUCAGCACUUCCACAGCAGUGGAAUUCCUGGUGUAAUUCCAGUCCCACAUGGGUGGGCUGAGCCUUGCACUGAGUCUGACACACUCCAUCCUGCACAGGGCCUGGCAAAUCUGCUUCAGCUCUCAGAGCUGUGGCCAGUCUGGUCUCUGGGUGGUGCAGAAGGAUCAGCUGUGCCAGAGGUUUGUUCUCCAUCACCUGUUCCUCGCAGGACACAAUGGCAGUAUUAACCCAAAUCACUAGUGCAGGGAUCAGCAAGACUUACAUGGCUGUAUGCAGGGGAAUUAAAUUACAGCCUGUCCUUCAGGAUGGGGAAAAGGGCCAAAUUUAGGCGUUUCUGGGGAAAAAGGAGGGUUUGGAAUUCAGCAGGUAUUAACAGCUUGGACAGUUUUCAACUAAUGGCUUGUUUUAUGCACUUUUGUACAACUGAAAUCAAUAAAGAACUUUACAUCUAACCAACUAAAAAA